This is a messenger RNA of Monomorium pharaonis (pharaoh ant), 4074 nucleotides long. RefSeq lists its product as uncharacterized. Bases 2631 to 3653 code for a protein of 340 amino acids. The transcript has a single exon. NCBI's taxonomy places the organism in Eukaryota, Metazoa, Arthropoda, Insecta, Hymenoptera, Formicidae. Gene Ontology annotation, biological process: sensory perception of taste. Gene Ontology annotation, cellular component: dendrite; membrane; axon. The record is from RefSeq and is a predicted model, not a curated record.
AAUGCAGAAAAAAUGGUGGUGCCACGCUACGAAUUUUCAAUCUUUAAUGUAUCCUUGUUUCAUUUGUUGUCGUAUUCUCGGAAUAUUUCCGUACAAACUCAACGUUUCAAAUUCUCAAGUUCCGAAAUCGCACUACCUUGCAAUCGCCGUAAUCUGCGUUUGCUGUAUCUUUUAUGGAAUAAACAUUCAUUAUGUAAUUUCAAAAUCAAACAUUGGAAUGUUCAUGACUAUUCAUUUAAUGAUUUACUGUAUGCUUUGUACUUUCAUAGUGAUUAUCACACAGAUCUUAAGUUGUCCGAGGAUGUACUUGUUACAAAAAAUAUUAAAAAUCUCUGUAAUAAUACAUCAGAAGUCAUAUCAAAAGCUAUCAAGAUUGAUUCACAUUAAGGACACAUUGUGUAUUAUUUUUAAAAUUAUAGAAAUGUAUAUAUAUUAUCAUAAAAGUCAGCAGAUUAACUAUACUAUGUUGAUAAUCACAACAUACUUCAGCCUAAUAAUACUUCAGAUAAAUAUGCUAUACAUAAAUUGUGUUUGCGUAUUGAAGGCCUGUUUUGAAAGUAUUAAUGACGCUCUAGUACAUAUAAAAAAGCUCGUGGUAAAUGACAAAGAAUUAUGUAUUCCCAGAUUUGUUUACCACGUUAAAAAAAAUCAAUUUUUGUUGAUACAAUUAAAAGUCUUAAAGGAAAAACAUUUGAUGGUUAGCGACGUAGUCCAAAUGUUGAAUAUAAUCUUCAGCCCACAACUCUUUGCUACAGUAGUCAACAUCUCUUCUGCUACAACUUUUGGAUUUUAUUUUAACAUAGUGUACUGGCAAGAUGGAAUAUUGAUUGAUUUUGAUAUGCAGAAUCUUGAUGUAUUUUCAAUAUCCAUAACAUGUAAUAUAAUAAUAAUAAUGCUACUUGUGUGGGCCUGCGAAACGGGUAAGAAUCAGGCCCAAAGAAUCCGUACCACCAUUCACGAUUUGCUCAACAGCGUCAAUGACAAGGAAAUCAAAUACGAAGUAAUAAAGUUGUUAUUUCAUCUAUAUGUUUUUCUCAAAAUGUUCUGUAUUCUAACACAAUAUUUUAAAAUAUGAAAUCACUUGAAGUAUAAAAGUGUUUAAUAUCUUUCCGUUAUUCUGUUUUACGAUGUUACAGUUGCAGCUGUUUUCUUUACAAAUAUUACAUCGUAAAAAUACUUUUUCAAUGAAAGGUUUUAAUAUUGAUGCAGCACUUCUUGCAACAGUAAGUAAUCAAUUGUUUGUUUUAAUUAAUAAAAUAUUUGGCUUUUUUUUUAUUUUCAGAUGGCAAGUAAUAUUUCAACGUUUCUAGUAAUACUAGUACAAUUCUUAAACAUAUCACAUUCUUGUGAUAAAAAAACAACAAUUAAUGUUACAUAAUCUAAUUAAAUAAGGUAAAUAUUUAUAUACAAAAAUACAUUUUUAAAUAAUAAAACUCCCUUUUAUCCCAUUGAUAAUAAUAUGUAACCAUGUUAUUUAUUACGAUAUCUUAUAUUCGUACAAAGGCACUUUUACAUAUUUAAAAACGUACAACAAAAACUUGUAGGUAUAUACAAAUGUAUGUAUAUUAAUAAUUAUAUAAUAUUUAAAUGUAUUGUAGGAUUAUCCUGACACAACUCUGUUUGGAUGGUUCGCAUAUCAAGGCAGGAUGAGCCUCUGAAUAAUAAAUUAAUUCGAAAUUUUAUUCGUUAGUUUGUUCGAAUAUUUAUUUACCGGUUAAUCUUAACAAUCAAAGCAAACCAAUGCAGAUAAUAAUUGGAAAAUUAACAUAAAAUUAUUAUUAAGCAUCAAGUUAUUAUACAAAAGCUAAAAAAUAUAUGUAUGUGUAUUAAAAAAUGUGAUGAAUUUGCUUCUUAUAUUAAUCCAAAAUUGUCCUUUAUUUUCGAAACUUUACUGUUUUUCUCAGCCAAUAAAAUUGCAGGACUUAAAUAUCAUUAAAUCAUUGUAAACAGUUUUGAAAAGCAUGCCUUUAAUUUUUGAAUAAAUUUUGAAAUUUCUUUAACAGUAUUUAAUUAUAUCAAUUAUUCAAAUACUUUCUCUAUUAUUUAACGUUAUAUAAAUUUAAUUGUAACUCUUACAACGUUGUUUUAUGUUACACAUUGUUACGAUAUACAAUGCAAUAUACAAAUAUUUCUACAACAAAAAGUUGUUUCACAAAAUACAUAUAAAUAAUAUUUAAUUUAAUAGAAAAUGCACAUUAUUAAUUGAUCAUUAUGAAUGUUGCAAAACCUGCAUUUUCUGUUUCAUAUAUAAAUUAUUACAUUAUAUGUCACGUCACAAUUAGCAUUUAUUAUAAUCAUAAGAGUAAUAAGUGUCGAUCGAAAAACUCCAAGGUUACUUCAUGACAAACAAGUAACAUAUUCGUUUCUUUUCAUGACGCAGUCGUAGUUUCACACUUAAAUUCAUCGAGUGUACAUGCUACAUAAAAACAUAUUAACUCAGAUAAUUGUUAUAAAAAGGUAAACUUAAAUAUUGUAUUCACAAAAAAAAACUUUUAGAAUAAAAUAUGUAUUAAUACAUAAAUGUAUAUUACUAAUAAUGUAGGUUGCAGACCUUGAGAUAAAAUGUUAUUCUCAUAAAAUUUUGCUAAUUACAAUCAGUUCAAAAAGUCAACGAUACGCCAAGAAAAAAAAUGCAGAACAAAUGGUGGUUGUGUCAUGCAACAAACUUUCAUUCUUUAAUGUAUCCUUGUUUUAUCUAUUGUCGCAUUCUCGGAAUAUUUCCGAAUAAGCUCAACGCUUCGACUUUUGAGAUUUCCAAAUCGCACUAUGUCCUAUCAACCAUUGUGAUCUACAUUUGCUGCGUUAUAAACUUAUCACUCGUUAAUAAUAUUAUUUCCAAAACAUAUCUUGAAGAAAUAAUCAAGAAUCUUAACUUUUUUAUUUUUCAUAUUUUUAACAAUUUGAUAGUGAUUAUCACGCAUAUCUUGAGUCGACCGCGAAUGCGCUUACUGCAGACAAUAUUAGAGAUUUCUGUGAUAAUACCCCAGAAAUCGUACCAAAAGCUGUCUAGAUUGAUCCAUAUUAAGGAUUUAUUGGGUAUUAUAUUUAAACAUUGGCACUUAUAUUUAUUUUUUUCUAAAAUACUGGAAUCACAAAUCACCUAUUCUGUCGUCCUGUUAGCGAUGAUCGUAACAUAUUUCAACCUCAUGGUAUUUCAGACAAAUAUGUUGUACAUAAAUUGUGUUUGCGUAUUAAAGGCCUGUUUUAAAAGUGUUAAUGACACAUUGACACACAUGCAAAAACUUGUAAUGAACGAUAGAAAAUCAUUUACCUACCACAUGCAGAGAAAUCAAUUUUUGCCUAUAAAACUGAAAAUGCUAAAGAAGAAGCAUCUAGCAGUUAGCAACGCAGUUCAAAUGCUCAAUAAAAUCUUCAGUCUGCAACUUCUAGCUACAAUAGCCAUUAUCUUUUUUGGUAUCAUUUUUAUGUUAUAUAUGUAUAUAGUUAACUGGAAAGAUGGGAUAUAUAUUAGAUUUAAUGAGAACUUUCUUGAUUUGCUUUUAUCUACUGUGGCAUAUAACAUUAUACUAAUAUUACUGCUUGUAUGGGCCUGUGAAACGAGUAAAAAUCAGGCCAAAGAGAUUGGUAUUAUCAUUCACGAUUUACUUAACAGUACCAAUGAUGAGAAAAUUAAACACGAGGUAGUAAAUUAGUCAUUUUGUUUAUGUAUUUUUCUCUCAAUUUUCUGCAUGUUAACACAAUAUUUUUAAACAUUAAAACUUCUGAAAUGCAUUCUUCUAAUUUUUUCGUACUUACAUUUAGUUAUUUUGCAAUGUUACAGUUACGCUUGUUUUCUUUACAAAUACUACAUCGUAAAAAUACUUUUUCGACGAAAGGUCUCAAUAUUGAUGCAACGCUUCUAGCAGCAGUAAGUAACCAAUUAUUUAUAUUAAAUUUAAUAAAAUAUUUUGUAUGUUUUUAUUUUAUUUUUAGAUGGUGGGUAACAUUACCACGUAUCUAAUAAUCUUGGUACAAUUCUUAGUCAUGUCGCAUUCCUGCGACAAAAAAAUAACAAUGAACAAUGUAGAAUAAUGUUAUAUUUAAUUAAAAAAAAAAAACAUUUUUAUAUAAAUA